Asterias rubens (European starfish) is the source of this 5400-nucleotide messenger RNA. RefSeq names its product poly(A)-specific ribonuclease PARN-like. Bases 73 to 2010 code for a protein of 645 amino acids. Gene Ontology annotation, molecular function: metal ion binding; RNA binding; poly(A)-specific ribonuclease activity. NCBI's taxonomy places the organism in Eukaryota, Metazoa, Echinodermata, Asteroidea, Forcipulatida, Asteriidae. The transcript has 19 exons. Gene Ontology annotation, biological process: nuclear-transcribed mRNA poly(A) tail shortening. Gene Ontology annotation, cellular component: cytoplasm; nucleus. The record is from RefSeq and is a predicted model, not a curated record.
UCGAGUCUACUGCAUGCAGGAGAAACAUCUCUCCCCAUAAAAUUUGAAGGCGUCAACUCUUGCCCUGCAGCAAUGGAAGUAACCAAAAAGAAUUUCAAGGAGGUAUUGAAGAAACUUCCUAGCAUUCUUAACGGUGCUUCGUUUAUUGCCAUUGAUGGGGAGUUCACAGGAUUGCAUCAUGAAGUCAGACCCUCUCCUUAUGAUACACCUGAAGAGAGAUAUGACAAACUCAGAAAGGGCUCAAUGGAUUUCUUGCUGAUGCAGUUUGGUAUGUGUGUCUUCAAGUAUGAGAAGCAAAAGUCAAGGUAUGUUGUUCAUCCAUUCAACUUUUACGUGUUCCCGCACCCGGUGAGCAAUAGAAAGCCAGAUCACAGGUUUCUAUGCCAGAGCUCAAGCAUUGACUUCCUGACGUCUUUCAACUUUGAUUUCAACAAAGUUUUUAGAGAUGGAAUUCCUUAUCUUACUCACGCCGAGAAGGAAUCCAUGAAAGAACACGUCCGUGAGAAGCACGUCCUCUUUGAGCAACAAGCCAUGAAUUCGGAGCAGAGCCCAGGAUUCAUAUCUCCAAUGGCAAAGAAGCCCGUUGAGAUCCCUGCUGAGCAGAAAGACUUUAUCGAUGCUGUCUGUAAGAAAGUUGAUGACUUUGUAAAUAACUCUGAGGAGGCAACUUUGAAACUAGAGCCAUGCACAGGAUUCCAGAGGAAGUUAACAUUCCAGUCAGUGAAGGCAAGGCAUGCAUCUGGUUUAAUGUUGACUACCAAAGCCGGUGAAAACAAGGGCGACCGAUACAUCGAAGUUGCCAAGGCAACAGACGAAGACAAGAGAAACAUGUUGAAGAAAAAGUUAGAGUCAGAUUUGGAUGACGUGGAAGAUGCCGCAGGCUUUUCAAAGGUCAUUGACCUUAUCAGCAGCACUGGUAAACCGGUGGUUGGUCAUAACAUCAUGUUAGAUGUCAUGCACGUCUUACAUCAGUUCAGCUGUCAACUGCCAGAGACAUUAAGUGAAUUCAAGGAGCUGGUCUCUUGUGUCUUUCCUAAACUUCUUGACACCAAGGUCAUGGCUGGAACACAACCAUUUAAGGAUCAAAUCCCAUUUACCGGCCUGUGUGAACUUGAGCGAACCCUUAAAUGUGCGCCAUUCACCCAGCCUGAAUGUGUUACCGCACCUGGCUACCCUACCUACAGCUCGGAGACUGAUAAAUCACAUGAAGCUGGAUACGAUGCGUUCAUCACAGGAACGUGCUUUGCUACCAUGGCUAACUACCUGGGUACAUUCCUGGACCCACCCAGGGGUAGAGUGACGCCAACGUGUAACCUUAUCGAGCCGUUUCAUAACAAAAUGAGUUUGUUCCGGGUUCAGGAUCUCCCAUAUAUCAACCUAACUGGCCCUGACUUGACUCCAUCAAGAGACCACGUUUUCCACAUAACAUUCCCAUCAGAAUGGCGUACGCAUGACAUUCAGAAUCUCUUUGCACCAUUCAGCACUGUGUUUAUCAACUGGAUUGACAACUCAUCAGCUUUUGUGUGUCUGAACAACAGGGAUGAAUCCAAACUGAUUAUGAAAAACAUUGAACAAGGUCCUGACCACAGAGUGCAAACCUACAAAGACUACCGAAGAUCACUGCACAAUGCAACACCUGAUUCAUCACCGAUGGUAGCUGCACAGCCAAGCACGAGCGAUACUGGAGUAGUCACACCCAGCGAGGCAGCCCCGUUUCGGACACCGCGGGGGUUAAAGCGAACACACGACUCAUCAGAGGUCAGAGGUCAUGACCCUGAGGUCGCUGAACUCACAGCAGCUGCAGCAAAGAAACAAAAGUCCAUGGAUCCAAACGCUCCAGUGUUUGUUUCACGUAGGAGUGUCUCUCCUGUAGAAGUGUCAAGCACCAGUCCACAGACAGUCAAAGAAGCCGACCAACAGACAAUCAAAUCUCUAGAAGCUGACAAAGACUCAGCAGGAACUGAAAUGAAAGAUGGAAAGAAGUUAUUUGAUGAGCCAACAAGUUGGUAGUCUUUUUUAAUCACUUCAGAAGGCAACCAUUCUGCAAAUCAGACUAAAAAACAACCACAUGUUCUUCAAGUUCCUUAACAUAAAACUACACAUACAUUGCAUCAAAGCCAAAUAAUAGCAAGGAUGUGUCUUGAAAACUGGUUAACAAAUUAUUUCAGGGAAAACCUACGCAGUCAAGUAGGGACAGAAACCCAAUCAACAUAGUGCCCCUGGCGGGAUUCGAACCAGCGUCCUAGAAGUGGAAGACAAUUUCACUGAGAUAGUCCUAACUUAGGACUAGUCCUAGGACUCUUCAGGAUUUAGGCUAGUCCUUAGUUAGGACGAGUAACCUGUCCUAACUCGAGAUAAGACUAGUCUUAACUCUCUUUUGAAAUCCACCACUGGUGUCAUAGUGAAGUUCUCUGCUCGAAAUUAAAUGGUGGAGUAGAAGACAGCAACGAUUUAUAAUAUAAAAAACCCAGUUAUAAUUUGGUCCUGGAAAUUUGAAUGUAGCUUUUUUAUGACCACCAUCUUUGUCUUCUUAGAAGAAACAACAAAUAACUAACGGGUGUCUAAAAUACAGGAAUGAGACGUUCAGACUUUUUUGUACAGUGUUGGCAAACAAUACAUGUUGUGUUUUUCUCCAAAUACAGAUUACAUGUUGGUCAGCCCUUCAAAACUGUUCUACUUUAAUAUUUCCUAGGAACAAAUAAAUCAUGCCUGUAACUAAAUCCUAACCAAUGGAUCAUAAAGUUAUGAUCUAAAAUUGAAUCAGAAUAGUUACACCAAUUUAUAGUAUAACAAAGUGAUUAAAACAAAGAACUGCCUCUAGUCACCAGAAUGCUCAUCAGUCUAGUAGUGGUUGUUGUUGAAGAAUGCGGGCCCUUGGGUUCCAAUCCCGCCCGAGCAGUGUGCAUGUCUGAAGGACUUGGGAAAGCAUUAGUGUACAGUGCUUGAUGCACACUGUACAUAGUGGUGUGUGGUAAAACCAAAUUAUUGGAAAAGACAAUAAUUAUUGAAAGCUACAUGUUUCCUAGAAUUUACUAGCAGUAAACACUAGAGAGUGCAUAAAUUAAGAUUUUUGUGAAAGCAUUUCGUGUCGUCCCCAUGUGUAGAAGUAACAGAGAGAUAUAGCCAGAGAAGGGGUUGUGGCCUUUAGCAUCGGUUUCAGAAUCUUGGUUUAUGGUUUAUGGUUUAUUCAAAAACAUUCAAAACAUUGCUGUUAAAAGAAUUUAAGACAUUUAAAUCACACAAAAUAGGAUAAUCAAACAUCCUUCACAAAAAGUGAAAAUUUGCCCGUGGUCAUCAAAAUUAGACUUUAAAAUUUUAAAUCUUCUCGCGUGACCAAUGCAAUACCUGUUUCCAUUCUUCAUCGACUUUUUUAAUAUAUUAUCAAACGCUUGACAUUUCGAAAAGUUUGAGAAGUAGUUAUGACUUGCAUAAAAAAGACAGACUUAUUCAAAGAAGAUUAGGCCUAGGGUCAAAAUCGAUUUUAAACGGGCUAGAAGAAUUUUAUGAAAAUGGGUUGUGUUAAGUCGGGAAAGUCGCCCACAAAAGGCUUAUUUCGGGUGCUGUUACAAAAGUAAUGAAUGAUUGCUUAUUUUUUGUAAUACUUUUUUUCUCGAUGAUGUUAUUUCUCUGGAGGAUUGGUAGUGGUUUGAAUUAGCCUAUAUAAUCGAAUGGCUCUCUUAGACUCCUAACCUUCCUUACAUACCAAUCCUGUAAUACUGUCCGUAAAGUUCGUAACAAACUAGGACACGUAUCCAGGCCUUGUGUAUGCAUUGACUCAAUUCAGUUGACGUCAUCAACACUAAAGUCAUUCCCGUUGGUCAUUAUAGGAGUCUUUGUCCAAGAUAUUUGUCCUACUUUAGUCUGAUUUCAAAUUUGUUGGUCUUGGAAAAAUCUGAAAAAUUGUGAUUUCAUAGCCUGAAAUGUCUAUUUUAAUAGACAUUUCAGGCUAUGAAAUCAAGUCCAUAUGUAUACACGUAGGUCAGUCUUUAUACUCGAGAAAAUGUUCCCUACUUUUUCUAAGAAACAAAUAUCAUGCCUGUCUAUAGUGCACGAUAUGAUGUGUGUUGGUGACUACUAACUUUUUGCCAAAAUGUUACCACUGCAGGCCUUGUUCCAUACAGUUAAAACGAAACAAAAUACUGCUGUAUAGUGUAUAUAAUGACUUUCCCGAGACACUGUUUUUAACGGGAAUGUGUGAAACACAGAAUAUUGUUUGACAUGUUUUAUAUUUUGUAUUGCCAAAUUACCCUGUACAGUCUAAAAGGGGGUAAAGUAUACACAGAUGAGCGCCAUUUAACGUAGAUUUAUGUUAUAAACAAGUUCAGUAUUUCGGUGUUCGUUUAAACCAGCGAAGUAACGUUAUCGUGUCUCGAUAUAAUCGAUAUGUUAUUGAUACGAUAGUGCUUACGUCAAGAAUUAUUAACCCGUCAGUUAACACUGUCAUCAUUUGAGCCGGCCUAAAGGGUUGGAAAAUGUGGCUUACGGCGAGAUUAAAUCACAAAUCUGAAUUGCGUACAAAUUACCUUAAUGCAUUCAUGGACUUUUUGGGGAGAGCAAAACUAUCUGAUGCAUUGACGUCAUCAGGCGCCAUAUUGGAUUUAAACCAACAAUGGAACUUAUUGGACGCGUAUUGACUUGUACGCGCAGUGCAAAUGAUUGGUCAAUGAGCAUCCUUCUUUUAUUUAUUAUUUGUUAUUCAUUUGUUUUACCUUGUUUGGACAAUACAAUAAUUCACUGUUUCUCUUGAAGCAUCAUAACCGAUUGUGUCAAAAGUUUUACAGAUUUGUUAUUUUAGGUAUAUGUUGGGAUACAAGUGGGAACACUGGUCUUUAACAAAUACCAAGGGUGUCCAAGGCCUCAUACAAAUUGGUGGUCACUUUGUGUGAAAACAUUGGAUAACGGUUUUCUUUUUGUGGUUAUUCAUAUUUUGCAUGUCCAAUUAAGGAAACGUGUUCCGCGCACGUGGUUGUACUUCAGUUGGAAAUAUUCAUCGGGAGAAUUGAUGCUUUUAUCACGUUUACAAAAAGGUAUAAAUAGCUUAAACAUCGAGAUUAAAAUUGUUUCAUCAGAUUAGUUUUUCUUAUCCGAAAGAAUCAUACAUGCCUUCAGUUGCGAAAGUGGCAUCUAUUAAAUAGAGAACCAGUGAUGAUCAACUGCUUGUUAUAUACAGAGAAUCUACAAUAAAAGUGGAACAAUUUGACUUUUACUAUACCAGAGGUAUAGGUUUAAAACUUGAGUGGAAAUUGCUUAAAAGCUGGGCCCAAUUUAAUAGAGUUGCUUAAGCACAACAUUUUACUUAAGCAAAAAAAUUCCUUGCUUGGUAAAAUCAGACUACCGGCCAAGACUCAACUGAAUUGUUAUGCUAAGCAAACAACAGCUAAAUACCAGUCACAAGUAAUG